Molecule: messenger RNA, 1288 nt
Organism: Betta splendens (Siamese fighting fish)
Lineage: Eukaryota; Metazoa; Chordata; Actinopteri; Anabantiformes; Osphronemidae
Product: calnexin-like
Exons: 6
Coding region: 83-463 (126 amino acids)
Source: RefSeq, a predicted model, not a curated record
AGUCCAACAUCACAUGACUUGAAGACUCCAGGAAGACUUUUUAAAGGCCUUGUGGAAACUGUGACAAAAGUGUGUUUCAGAUAUGGAGAUUAGCUUUGUGUUACUGUGUCUGACACUUGUAGCCACUGUAGCAACAGUGUCUGCUGCAGCAGAGGUAGGAAUCAUAGAAAGCCUCAUACUGGCUACUCAGCAGCGUCCUUGGCUCUGGAGUGUCUAUGUGUUUACCGUCGGCCUUCCUGUCAUUCUCUUUAUCAGCUUCAUGUGGCCUGAUAAGAGGUUUGGUCCACCCGAUCAACAAUAUUAUUAUAAGAAGUGUGAUGAAGCACAACCUGAUGAUCUUGAGGUCUCAAAGCUGAUACAGUCCAAGGAUAUUACGGGAAAGUCAGACAAAACUGUAACAAGGAGGAGAGAUGCUCAAGUUAACCAGAGGAAGUCUGACCUAGAUCUGAAGGGUCAUUGCUAACCCCAGAAGAAACAGAAGUCCUUCAAACUUAGGAUUGUGUCUUUGGCCAAGUCUACUUCUGGACAGAGCAGUCGCCCUUUGGCUUGUGAAAAUAGUACAUUCUCCCAACAGCAAGGGUGGAUUAGAUGUUUGGAGUGGAUCUGGAAACAUUUUGUUUCACUUUGUUUGUCCUUUUUGUAUGUAUGAGAACACAAAAAACACAAAAACAAAAUGAUCAAAGCUAUGGUUCUUUUAUUCUACCAAGUCUAUUAAAUUCUAUUUGAGCCUAUUAAAUAGCCUAUUUGAGAUGGAAGAAACCUCCACCAGAACCAGGCUCAGGUGAAGGAAAGAUAAUUUGCAAAAUGUUAUUCAUGUACGUAGUUAUUGAUGUGCCACAGACUGAUCACAAGAAUCACACUAAACCAUGCAGGUGUUGUAGCUUCAUAUUUGUUCACUCAGUGUGUCUAAUAAAUGUUGAAACGCUUCCAGAAGAGAAACUUUGCAACAUUUUGUGUAACGUCACAUAAUAAGCAUGUGGCGCCCUCUGCUGACAGCAGGCAGCAGUGACACUACAGGACCAGAGACUGGACCUCAAUUACCCCACAGACAUGAAUCCAGCCAUCAUAUUCAUGCUGCUGCUGAGAAAGAACAUGACAUUGAAGGCAGUUUAGUUUAAACUUGUGGAGGCCUAUAGUCCUCCACUAAACCAGCUAAACUAUGAAAGUGAGUUCAUAUGUGACUGUGUAUAACAUGUGUGGGACCCUUCCUUUACUUCUAUUUGUAAGCAUUUACACUGUCACAUGUUGUUUAAGGUAAAGUAAAACAUGAAUAAAACAUUAGCUCCCA